Molecule: messenger RNA, 799 nt
Organism: Bursaphelenchus xylophilus (pine wood nematode)
Lineage: Eukaryota; Metazoa; Nematoda; Chromadorea; Rhabditida; Aphelenchoididae
Source: the annotation of a GenBank genome assembly
AUGGAAUGGCUGUUUGGAAAACGAAAAACUCCUCAGGAGCUUCUGAAACAGAAUCAACGUGCUUUGAAUAAGGCCAUGCGGGAGUUGGAUCGAGAGAGAAAUCGGCUGGAAAUGCAGGAAAAGAAGAUCAUUGCCGAUAUAAAGAAGAUGGCCAAAGUGGGACAAAUGGUAAGUGUUUGUUGGCGUUUUAAGUUAAUCGUUUAGGAUUCUGUGAGAGUUAUGGCAAAAGAUUUGGUUCGAACAAGACAAUACGUGAAGAAGUUUAUGAUGAUGAGAGCCAACAUUCAAGCCGUUUCUUUGAAGGUUCAAACAUUAAAGAGUCAAGAUGCAAUGGCCCAGGUAUGACUCAUUUAUCUCCUUAUGGUGUAUUUGUGAAAUUCAAUUAAUUACAAAAUAUUUUAGGCGAUGAAAGGUGUAACAAGAGCAAUGGGAAGUAUGAACAGACAAUUGAAUUUACCUCAAAUUUCGAAGAUCAUGCAAGAUUUCGAAAGGCAAUCAGAGAUUAUGGAUAUGAAGGAGGAGAUGAUGGAUGAUGCGAUCGAUGACGCGAUUGGCGAUGUAGGAGAAGAAGGAGAAACCGAGGCCGUAGUUCAACAGGUAUGUCACAUUACGCUCUUCUAUUAGACUUUUUUAGGUACUCGAUGAGCUUGGAAUCCAAAUGGGUGAAGAGUUGGCCAAUCUUCCCUCCGCCGACGCUGCCCUCGGGGCAAAGACUGCCCAAAAACAGCCUCAGGCUGCAGCUAUGAGCGACGUUGACGCCGACUUACAAGCCCGUCUAGAGAACCUGAGGAGAGAGUAA